Mercenaria mercenaria is the source of this 1379-nucleotide messenger RNA. RefSeq lists its product as uncharacterized. Gene Ontology annotation, molecular function: hydrolase activity, acting on ester bonds. The coding region runs from base 542 to 1177 and encodes 211 amino acids. The record is from RefSeq and is a predicted model, not a curated record. Lineage: Eukaryota; Metazoa; Mollusca; Bivalvia; Venerida; Veneridae. The transcript has 2 exons.
AUUUCAUGAUGGGUAGGCUCCUGGGUUGAACCUCUGACCUUCCAUAAGCCUGCUGCAUGGCUUCCUCACAUGCAGAAUUAUACACUCUAAGAGAGGAUCUGACCAACAUCAGUGCAGGGCAAAAAAUUUGAAGACAGAGACCUUAACCACUCCGUGGUGGAGUCCCUGCAAAUAAUAUAAAGUACACUCAAUGACAGCUUUUUUGGAUUUCAUACAAGUACUUAAACAUUUCAAAGGGAUUAUACAGACGUUGGUCAAAUGUAUACUUUUGACAACAGAUAAGGGGACAAAUUAAAUCCUGAAUAAGACCCAUUAUUUCUGAUUAGCAAAUAAUGGUUUUUAUUUUUGCGCACGAAGCGUCGUGCGUACUCAUGGUUACUGGUGGUGUAAUUCAUUCGGAUGUAUUCGUAUAUUGAUAGUGCAAACUUCCGUUUCCGAUUUCUUUCAAUCUCGUGCUAUCCAACGGACAACAUCGCUUUUCAAAGUUAUAAAAAUAUCUAAGUAAAUCUACGUUAUAUACCACCCUUCUUGAUAUAGAAUCAUGCCGGGCAGAGGCAAAGGCGUGAAGAGGAAAACACGAGCAGCAGAUUCUGAAAAUUCUAGAUUGCUACAGCCAGAUCCAGAUAUCUGGAUUAUUGGUGACUCGCUGCCUUAUUGGGCUGGCGUGAGAGCCCAGCAGUUAAGUACCCCAGACCUGAAGGCACCUGCGGGUAUCAGGAUUGGCUGGUGGGGCAUACGGGGGAUGUCCUGGGAAGACUUUCGCCAUUCGAUAGAAGUAAAUGUCUUGCUAGGUAAACCUCCUAAAAUGAUUCUUAUACAUUUAGGUGGUAAUGACAUAACCAAAAUGCCUGUAUCAGAAUUAAGAGGGAUAAUUCAAUGUGAGGUCACAUAUCUAAGGGAGGCUAUGCCUGAUUCCAAACUAAUUUGGGUAAAUAUUUUACAACGCCUGUCAUGGAGAACCGACAAAUACGGAAUUCAGGAAAUUGAGUCAAUCAGAAAGCGAAUUAAUCGCUGGGGUAGGCAGCAGGUCAGUCUUCAUCCGCAGCAUGACAUUGUGUCCAUUGAUAUUGACUAUAAAACACCAGGCUUCUUCAGAGACGAUGGGGUUCAUUUGUCAGACGUAGGACUCGCCUUUUACUUGGAUGCUGUUAAUGAUGCCAUUAUAAAGAACCUAUAAAUACUUUGGUCCGUGUUAGUCAUAAUCAAUAAAAAGUCAUAAUUGAUUUCAUAUUCGUUAGUUAAUUGAAUUAGAAUUUUUGGGGGAAUAAAUUUUACAAAUUUAUCGUGGCGGCAAAAAUUCAAUUGGUUGUGCGGGGCGUGCGGGCGAGCGCACGUUGGAAUCAUUUUCCAUAAUUUUAUACGUUAUUUCGUUAUGUAAA